Messenger RNA from Hemicordylus capensis (graceful crag lizard), 1584 nucleotides. Its product is annotated as chondrolectin-like. Bases 341 to 1225 code for a protein of 294 amino acids. Gene Ontology annotation, cellular component: cytoplasm. The transcript has 2 exons. Gene Ontology annotation, biological process: positive regulation of axonogenesis. NCBI's taxonomy places the organism in Eukaryota, Metazoa, Chordata, Lepidosauria, Squamata, Cordylidae. The record is from RefSeq and is a predicted model, not a curated record.
ACGGCGCCAGAAGCAGGCAGGGUAAGGCGAGAAGAGACCCCCGCAGUGCCGCCGCCUCUCGCCCACCCUCCUCCCGUCGCAGCCCAAAGAGCUGGGGGUCGCUCGAGAGCGCUUCCUGCCUCUUGCUCAGGGAAAUGAGUGCAGCGGCUGCGGCCAGGGCAAGGACUGCGCCUCGGAGAUCCUUGGGCUGCCGCUUGGCGCUUUGAGAGCACGUUGUGCCAGCCAGGACACCGGCGUUGGAGCAUCUCUCACGGGGCUCGGCCGUGCCUGCCUGCCUGCCUCCUGCUUCUUGACUGCUCCUCUUGGGACUUGGUGAGCCGCUUCCCCAGUGGGCGCUGCGAUGCUCCCCUCUCCGUGCAAAGGGUCUCCCCUGCUGCUGCUGGGCGCUUGGCUGUUGUGGGCGCAAAGUUGCUUCUCUUUGCGAGUCCUCAGUGGUCAAAAGGUAUGUUAUGGUGAUUCAACACAUCCUUGCUACAAGAUUGCCUAUUUCCAGGAUUUGUCCAGACGUGUGGGUUUCCAGGAGGCCCGCCAAGCCUGUAUAAUUGAUGGUGGAGUACUUUUAAGCCUUCAAAGUGAAGCAGAACAGAAGUUAAUCGAGAAAAUGUUGCAGAACUUCACAAAAUCAGGCAAUGGAAUUGCUGAUGGUGACUUCUGGAUUGGGCUAUGGAGAAGUGGUGAGGGACAAGCUACAUCGAAUGCCUGUCCAGAUCUUUACCAAUGGGCAGAUGGAAGUAGUUCUCUUUUCAGAAAUUGGUAUACAGAUGAGCCUUCCUGUGGGAGUGAAGCUUGUGUUGUGAUGUAUCAUCAACCAACUGCAAACCCUGGCUUGGGAGGGCCUUAUCUUUACCAAUGGAAUGAUGACCGAUGCAACAUGAAGCACAAUUUUAUCUGCAAGUAUGCCCCAGAUGACAUCCUAGAAAAAGAAUUAGGAGACAGAGCAGUUCCAGAUUAUGAAGGCCAAACAACAGUGCCAGCAGGGAGGCCUCAUGAUACAAGCAAGCCAGAAGAUCAUAUUCCGGUGGUUGUGACUGAAACUGGGUUAAUUCCCAAUCUAAUUUAUGUUGUUAUACCAACUAUACCACUGCUGUUAUUGAUAUUAGUGGCUUUUGGGACUUGCUGUUUCCAGAUGCUGCAUAAAAGUAAAGGAAGAACAAAAACCAGUCCAGAUCAGUCUACACUAUGGAUUUCAAAGAAUCCAAGGAAAGACAGUAGCAUGGAGGUAUAAAGAUAUGACUGGAAAGAAAAGCAGGAAUCACAUUUUCACAUUCAGAUAAUGUCAUGUCAGAUAGUAGCUUGGAAUGGCUUGAAAUUGCAACGGAUCAGCAAAUUGAACUGGAAGCUCCCCCUUGAGGCAACUGUUCAGAUCGUUUUUUAUAUGCAAUGUUUCAUUUUUAUUUCAGUAGCAAAACAUGGCACUCUAAAAGAAAAAGAAUGCAUUUAUUUUGCUAAGAAAAAUGACUCCACUACAGAUAGUAAUGAGAUGGACAGAGCAUUUGUAAUAUAUAUGGGGAAAUGUCUACUGUAUGUGUCAGUUUUAAAACAAUUGUUUCUUGUUUAAAUCUAACUCUUUCUCUGUUAGUUACU